Messenger RNA from Ixodes scapularis (black-legged tick), 1701 nucleotides. RefSeq lists its product as uncharacterized. The transcript is spliced from 10 exons. The coding region runs from base 1 to 1701 and encodes 566 amino acids. The record is from RefSeq and is a predicted model, not a curated record. Lineage: Eukaryota; Metazoa; Arthropoda; Arachnida; Ixodida; Ixodidae.
AUGCCGAAGUUCACGGAGUUCAAGCCGGAGGAGGACGACGUCGACGAGUAUCUCGAACGCUUCGAGAUUUUCCUUCGAGUGAACGCUGUCAAGACGGAAGACAAGGCCGUGACGCUGCUGAACUACAUCGGGAAAGCGUCAUACCAGGUUCUGAAAACCUUGCUCGUCCCAGACUCGCCGGUAUCGAAAUCGUACGACGUACUUUCCGAGGUGCUGAAACGCCACUACGCGCCCAAGCGCUUAGUCAUUGCAGAGCGCACGAAGUUCCAUUGGAGAAAUCAAGAGGUCGGCGAGAGCCUAGCGGACUUCUCCUUGGCUAUCAAGAAGCUCGCCCAGACAUGCGUGUUCAAGGACUACCUCGACCAGGCUCUUCGGGACCGGCUCGUGGCGGGGUGUCGCGACCCUGAGGUACAGCGGACACUCAUCCAGCUCGACGACGAUUACUUCGACGAAGUUCUAAAGGUGGGCCUGGCCAAAGAACUUUCUCUGCGCAAAACGGACGAGAUACGACAGCCCGGCGUUCCGGACUCAAUGGACGUGCACCGCGUUCAAGCGGCAUCCCGCAGGCUAACCAUUCGGAAGGUGUACCAUGACAUCAGCGACGACAAGGAUGAGCCGCGCAUGGGUGAAGGCGACUAUCAAGCUCCAACAGAAGAGGAUGUCCCAAGCACAAAGCCGCCUGAGGACAUGGUGACGGAGAAAAAGUCCGGAUCUCGACGCCGUCCUGAGCCCCUGCCUCGUGCUAAAAACGUCCCCGUAGACGUCGCUUCUCUUCCAACUGUUUCGAUUGGGACGGACCCCUUGGUGUGCGUGACGGGAACCCACUCCAGAUUGCCCCUCCUGCCCCAAGACGGAGUCUGCGACUUUGCCAUCUUUAGUGACGUGGUGUUCGGCGACGGAGAGUGGGUGUCCUCGAACAGCCGUGGCAAGCUAGACCGCUUUAUGGAGAUGGCCAAGAAAUCCGGUGCCACCGUGUUCAUGCUCUCGUUCCCGGCCAAGAUGCAAAGAGAGAUGGGCCAGUUCCUGUCGUCGACUGCCGCAGCCGAUCUGAUCAGGGAUUACGCCACUAAAGGGAUCCGAGGCUACGGCUUCGCGCGCGUGGAUGUCACCGUUAGAGAGCGGGACUUUGCCUCUGACUACGCAGGAGCACUCGAGCUACUAAAUAUCGCCAUGAAAUCAGCAGUACCGAUGUCCGGCGUCUCUUUCAUCGGCAUGCUACUGAGGCCUAGCAGUGCCGGAAAAUCCAGUGAUCUUCAUCUUUCCACAGCCAUUAUCAGGAACGUGGACAUGUUUAUUGUGAUUUCCCACACGUUAAUUCCGGAUUCAAGCGAGUGCAAAGUGAAACCCAUCAGUUCUUGGACCAGUGAGCACCUCAACGACGAUACACUUUUACCUCUGAGUGCCGCUUUGAACGUCAUUAAAAAGGAAAAGGACGAGAACACAACAUUCGCGUUAUCGUUUUCCUUGGGCGUCCUGGAGUUCCAAGUGGCAGAGUCAAGCUUGGGCGGAAUUGACGGUGUUUGGAAUAUCGCCUGCUCCCACUGCCUCCUGGAAUCGUAUGAGCUGGUAUGCCGGGACCCAUUAACCCGUGGACGAGUUGGGACAGAUGACCUCAUUACUUAUGACUUCAGCAAGAAAAGAAGAAGGUGGCGCUCCUACGAGACCGCUGAGAGUAUUAGGAAGAAGGUGAGGCGAAUGUAG